AUGGAUAGAUAAAAAAAUUAAAAGGAGGUUAAGCGAGAUUAGAAGAAUGGUAAAUAUAAUGAAAAGGAUAUGAAUAAUAAACGAGCCCUUACUACUAAAGGUAGUAAUAAAAAUAUUUAAACUUAAAUGUAUGAGCCUCCAAUAUCUGAUAGAAUGAUUCGAGUUAAUAGAUCUAAACUCAAUUUCAAUAAAUAGGAUCAUGAGGAUCUUAAAAAGAUAAAUUUAAAAACAGAAUCGAUAGUAGAAUUUGAGCAUUUAGAUUUUUAAAAAAAUCCUAUUUUCAACUUAGAUAGUAGAAAUGGAAAUUACUAAAGAGAGAUUUUAAGUCCUCAUGAAAUUGAUGAUUUAGAAUAGCUGUAAGCUUAUUAUAUAUCAAGUGCUAACAACAUCAAUGGUACUCAUCAAACAGGCUAAUAGAGUAUGAAAGAAGAUGCUGGGCUCAAAUCUGUAAUGUUUAAAAAUUCAAAUUAUAAUUCAGUUGAUAAUAAGUUGCUGGACGAAAAUACGAUUAACGGAGAUUUGAUGUAAAAAGGUACAAUAAGAAAUUCAAUUUUCGAAGCAUCUUCUAACAUGAAUGGAAAUACUUUAGGAUUAGAAAAGCAAAUAUAGUUAAUUGAAGCUGAUAAAUAUUAAAACAGAAGGGAGAGGUAAAAUAGUGGAGAAAUGACAAACAGAAACAUUGAUUAUUCAAAAAAAGGUGAAAUUAAAAAAACAAUCAAAGGAUCAUUCAAACUUAUCAUCUAAAUUUUACCAAAAAUGAGAAAAUUUUUAGAAACAAAAACAUAUCUUGGCAGAACUAGAUUUUUGAAUGAAAGAAUAAGAGACUUGAUUGAUGAUUAAAGUGAUUUUAAUAAGAGAAAAGGCUACUCAAAAAAUUAUUUUGCUAAAAUGUUGGAAUGCUUUCUUUCAAUAAUUGAAAAAAUAUGUGUAUUACUUCGGCUUGAUAAAAUACCUCUUUUUGAUCCUGAAAACAUGAUCAAAUUAGCAAUAAAUACUAUAAUUGUAACUUAUAAUUGUUUCUUUUUAUUCAUUACUUCUAUCGAAGUUUGUUUUUCAGCCCAUUUUCCUUAUGCUAAUAUAUUCCAUUCUAUUGCUUUAGGUGCUUGGAUAACAGAAAUGCUUUUACAAAUGAACACAGCUACAUAUUAUAACAAUACAUUUACCAAAGAUCGCAAACUAAUAUUAUAAAUUUAUUUUAAAGAGUAUAUUUUUUUUGAAAUUCUUCCCCUACUUUUUGAAGGGAGAAGUUCGGAUUCUAUCCCAAUAAAUAUUAUGUUGCACUUGCCACUGCUUCUGAAAAUUAAGGGAAUUAUGAUUAUCCUAAAAAAAAUUGAGUUUUAUGCACUAUAAAUGUUAGAAAAGCAUUAUAUCUUAUUCCUACUUAAACUGUGUGGGAAUAUUAUAAUCCUUGGACAUAUUAUUGCUUGUACUAGAAAUAUAAUAUCUAGCUUUGAGGUACAUGUAUUAGGAGAGCAAAACACAUGGGUUGCUCAGUUUCAAUCAGCGGAAUGGCAUGUAAUUUAUAUAGAAUGUUUGUAUUGGUCCUUUGCAAUAAUGAUGCACAACUUGUCAGAAAAACCGAGUAAUGAUAUUGAAUAGAUUUACUCAUGCUUAAUUAUGUUGCUUACGAGCAUUAUAUUUGGUUUUAUGUUGAAUUCUAUUGGAAAUAUUCUAGCAGACAUUUCAAAGUAGCAAGAAGAAUAUAAAAAAGACCUUAACAUCUUAAACUCAUAUAUGAAGAGAAGAAACAUAGAUUUAAGUCUAAGAAGAAGAGUGAAUUCAAAUCUUCUCAAGUAUUACCAUUAAUAAUCAAGAGACAAAAUAAUUUAAGAAAAAGAAACUAUCUCUAAAUUGAGUCCAUACAUCUAAAAUGAACUUAUUUACUCUUCUAACCAUAAGCUUCUAAAGCAAUUUCCAUUGUUUUACUAAACCUUUUCACAAGAAACAAUAUCUAAAUUAUAUAAUAUUAUGGAAGAAGUCAUUUAUGCACCUAAUUAAAUGAUAUUUAGUUAAUAUUAAGGGCAUGAAGACAGCAUAUUUUUGAUUUAGCAAGGCUAAGUUACCCUUUUUGUAGAGAGAGAAGAAAUCUAAACAUCUGGACAGCCAAUAAAUUUUCAGUCUACUUCAAUAUAUUUCAACAAGAAGUAGCAAUAACCAGAGAAUAGUAUUCAUAAGCUUAAAAAGACACUGCAAAUUUUGAAAAACGGAGAUUCAUUUGGUUUGUUCAACUUUAUUACUGGAAUUGAUAAAAAUAUAAGUGCGCAGAGUAAUAAAUUUUCCUAAAUCAUAAAAAUAAAUAGAAAUAACUUUCUUACUGUGAUCAAAGAAAAUAAGGCUGACUAUGAAAAAUUUAUGGAAAUAAAAGAUAAGAUACUUUAUGAUAAAAAUUAUAAAGUGAUAAAAGAUUUGACUUGCGCUGGUUGUCAUAGUUAAGAUCACAUGGUCGAUUUUUGCAACAAAACUUUCUUUGACAAAUAAAAUAUAUAUAUUUUUCAUCACUUUAACUAUAGUCCAAAUUAAAUACGAAAUAACAAUGUUUUACAAAGAAAGCUAAAAAAGCUUAAUUGCUUCUAAAAUAAAAGAAGUAUUGAAGAUAAAGCUAAAAAUUAUGCUGAAGAUAAUAGUCUAAUAGAUAGUGAUCACGAUAUUUCUUUUGAUUCAUAAGGAAACCCUAUUUAGAAUUCACAAAGUUCAUCUUCUGAGUCAUAAAGCGAUGAUUAAGAAGAUAAUGAUUAAAAAUCUUAAUCAUCAUUAAAAGAUUAAAUUUAAAAUGUUCAAGAUGAAAAAAUGAUUAAGUCAAUAAUAAAAAAAAAAUAUAGUUUAAGUGCCUUAAAGUCCUUCGAUAUCACUUCUCUAUAGUCAGAAAACUUAGAAGAUCCAUAUAACAUAAAAUAACAAACAACAAAACAAACUGAAAAAGAAUUUGCAUCAGAGUACAUAGGAGAUGAAGAGAUAAGUAAUUUCUUUAGAUCAAGGACUAAGUCGCAUCACAAUAUGACAAAUAAUGUCAAAAAAAGCUCACUUUAUAAAUUAAGCAGUGAACAAGAUGUAAUUUCUCCAAAAGGGUAAACUGAAUCAUAAAAAGUAGAUUUUACUCCUUAAUCUAAAUUGGAUAGCAUUUAUGAAAAAACCAAAUCAAAUGUUAACACUUUUAAGGAAAGAUCUCCUCAAUCACCUUCUGUUUUUUAUGAACUAGCCGGGGCUACACCUGCUUUGGCUCCUAGAAAAUCUAUCUUAAUAAUAAAUAAUGAAAAAGAAAAAGAUGAAGCAUCAAACAAUCAAUUCCUCAAAACUUCUAAUAUUAACACUAUGAAUACUCACGGAAGGCAUCGUCAUUCGAUUAGAUUUUUAGAUGCAAACUUUAUUAAAAAAUUUUAUAGCUAGCAACAAUAGCAAACUUAAGAAAACCUAUAAACUGAUGAGUAUUUUGAGUGGAAGAUUGAUAAAGUACACGAAUUUCAAAAUUAUUAUGUCUAUUACAAUUAUAUCAAUGUAAUUAGGAGAUUUAAUAAUAAUUUAUAUGUUAGAAAUGGUAAAAGAAAAAAAACUUUAAGAACAACUAAAACUAAGCUAAAAGCCAUUUCUGGAAUUAAGUUACUAAGGCCCUCUGGAAUUCAAUUAGAAUCAAAGCAAAGAUCUCGCUAGUAAUCUAGCAUGUCAAUUAAUUAGCUGCCAUAAGAUGAUCGCAUUAUAAAAACAAGUGAAAAUGAUUUAAAUUGA
This is a messenger RNA of Tetrahymena thermophila SB210, 3720 nucleotides long. RefSeq names its product cyclic nucleotide-binding domain protein. NCBI's taxonomy places the organism in Eukaryota, Ciliophora, Oligohymenophorea, Hymenostomatida, Tetrahymenidae. The transcript is spliced from 6 exons. The record is from RefSeq and is a predicted model, not a curated record.